AUGGUUAACAUGACAGUCACUUCUCUACUUAUGUAUUUGACUUGUGUUUCAAUCUAUGGAGUUGAAGGCAGCUUUCUCGAUGGUUCAAGAACUGGAAAUGGUGUUUAUCGUCGUCAUACAUCUGACGUGUAUUAUGGUUCCUUUCUUAAAGGCCGGUUUAACGGCCAAGGCAUGAAUGUAUAUGCAGAUGGUAAGAUAUUUAUCGGCAACUGGGAAAACGGAAAGAAAAAUGGCUCCGGUAAAAAGAUAUCUGCUGAUGAUAAUAUUCAAGAAGGUGUCUGGAAGAAUGACAAGUUGCUCAAUUGA
Adineta ricciae is the source of this 306-nucleotide messenger RNA. The record is from the annotation of a GenBank genome assembly. NCBI's taxonomy places the organism in Eukaryota, Metazoa, Rotifera, Eurotatoria, Adinetida, Adinetidae.